Messenger RNA from Triticum aestivum (bread wheat), 770 nucleotides. RefSeq names its product putative germin-like protein 9-2. Bases 10 to 630 code for a protein of 206 amino acids. The transcript has a single exon. The record is from RefSeq and is a predicted model, not a curated record. Gene Ontology annotation, molecular function: manganese ion binding. Lineage: Eukaryota; Viridiplantae; Streptophyta; Magnoliopsida; Poales; Poaceae.
ACCGAUUCAAUGGCAUCCAACUCCUACCCCUUGUUGUUGGUGCUGCUGGCACUCUCGGCCCCGCUGGCCGUCUUUGCCGGCGACCCAGACAUCCUGGCCGACUUCGUCGUCCCAGCAAGCAUCAACCCGACGAACAUCACCGGUGACUUCUUCACUUACACCGGCUUCCGCGACAUAAGCACGCCGGUGUACGGUUUCACCUUGACCAAGGCCACUAUGAUGGAGUUCCCAGCCCUGAACGGUCAGAGCGUGUCCUACGCCAUGCUCACAUUCCCCCCGGGCUCCGUCAACCCCACGCACACCCACCCACGCGCCUCCGAGCUGCUGAUCGUCGCCCAUGGCGCGCUCUCCGUUGGGUUCAUCGACACCGCCAACAGGCUCUACACCCAGGACCUGGGCCCGGGCGACAUGUUCGUGUUCCCCAAGGGGACGGUGCACUACCAGUUCAACCAAGGGAACAGCACCGCCACGGCGCUCUCCGCAUUCGGGAGUGCCACGCCUGGGCUCGUGUCUGUUCCCCUCGCUGUGUUUGAUACCGGCAUCGACAACGCCGUCCUCGCCAAGUCGUUCAAGACUGACGAGGCGACCAUCCAGAAGCUCAAGGCAGGCCUGGCUUUCCGGUGCUGUUAACUAAUCGCUUGAUACCUGCCUACCAUGCUGUGUUCUGAGUUUGGGAUUUAUAUAAUUCCAGACCCCUGCAAAACUGCAACAACCAAAUAUAGGUAAAUAAAAGGCAAAGUGGGUGAUCUUACUGAAAAUAAGGUUUAUUA